GGGAUAUUCUGCCCUACUGCAACCGCAAGAGUAUCAUCUCACUCCGCCUUCCUUCUCCAUCACACGCACGAACGCCCACACGCCCAACAGAGGCACAGCCGAAGCUUGGGAAAGCCCCCGUAGAAAUUUCAACCUCUUUCACUGGAAGCCGUAAGACCAGAUACAGUUUCAACGAUCGAAAAGACAACAAACCCACAUGGGAACCCUUGGGAAAGCAAUAUACACCGUCGGAUUCUGGAUUCGCGAGACCGGCCAGGCCAUUGAUCGUCUUGGCUGCCGCCUCCAAGGCAACUACUACUUCCAGGAGCAACUGUCUAGGCAUCGAACUCUUAUGAACAUAUUUGAUAAAGCUCCUGUGGUUGAUAAGGAUGCAUUUGUGGCCCCAAGCGCCUCUGUCAUUGGGGAUGUUCAAGUUGGAAGAGGAUCAUCUAUUUGGUAUGGAUGUGUCUUGAGAGGUGAUGUGAACAACAUCAGUGUUGGUACUGGAACUAACAUACAAGAUAACUCUCUUGUGCAUGUGGCAAAGUCUAACCUAAGCGGGAAGGUCUUACCUACCAUUAUUGGGGACAAUGUUACCAUAGGUCAUAGUGCUGUUAUCCAUGGCUGUACCGUUGAGGAUGAGGCCUUUGUUGGUAUGGGGGCAAUACUCCUUGAUGCUGUUGUUGUGGAGAAACAUGCUAUGGUUGCUGCUGGAGCCCUUGUGAGACAGAAUACAAGGGUCCCAACUGGUGAGGUAUGGGGAGGCAACCCAGCAAAAUUUCUGAGAAAGCUCACUGAUGAAGAGAUAGCCUUCAUUUCCCAGUCUGCUACCAAUUAUACAAACCUUGCACAGGUCCAUGCAGCUGAGAAUGCAAAAUCAUUUGAUGAGAUUGAGUUUGAGAAGGUUCUCCGCAAGAAGUUUGCUCAUCGGGAUGAGGAGUAUGACUCCAUGCUGGGUGUUGUUCGGGAAACUCCCCCCGAACUUAUUCUUCCAGAUAACAUUCUACCAGAUAAAGCAACAAAGAUGGUGGUGAAACUUGAAACCCUUGAAAGGGAGCUCAAAUUGUAAGCCGGACUUUGAUAAUAAUCACCUGGCAUAGUGUAGAUGAAGAGUUCCAAACUGUACUUGUGAUCUUGGAUCAAGGUUCCAAGCUUUUACUAGACCUUGACGGAUUCAAUGGGAGAGCGAUAUGAACUUCAAGUUGGUCUUACAUCAUUUAUUGUUAUCCGUAUAAAUAUUUCGGGCAGGAUUAAAUAGACAAUAAAUAGGGUCUGUUUUUUAUAUAUGUUUUUUCUCUUCCACUUUAAACCCUCAAAUUCGGACAUGAAUGGGAGGAAUCUCUUUCUUCCGCUUUUAUGGUCAGGAUGUGAUCCUAUAAUUAGCCAAUGUGUGUGGAACAGAAUGAUGUAUACAAAGGAUUAAUAGGGUUAGAAAUAUUACUUUGAAUACUAUUGUAAAUCAAGAAAAUAUGUGGUAGUUGAAGCUAUAUUAGGUAUUGA
Carya illinoinensis is the source of this 1479-nucleotide messenger RNA. RefSeq names its product gamma carbonic anhydrase 1, mitochondrial-like. The transcript has 6 exons. Bases 197 to 1048 code for a protein of 283 amino acids. The record is from RefSeq and is a predicted model, not a curated record. NCBI's taxonomy places the organism in Eukaryota, Viridiplantae, Streptophyta, Magnoliopsida, Fagales, Juglandaceae.